AUGCCGCCGCAGCAAGGGAACUCAGAAUACAUCAGCAAGCCGGUGGCGGCGAGCUGCUGCAGCAGCGAGGUCCCGCCCGUGCCCCCGCGCAGGGUGCGCAGCGGCCCUACUGCAGCGCUAGCAACCCGCUGUCGAGUAGGCGGCGCGGAGAGGCGCAGCAUCAAGUGCGUGCUGGUCGGAGAUGGCGCCGUGGGGAAAACGAGCCUAGUGGUGAGCUAUACCACCAACGGCUACCCCACCGAGUACAUCCCCACUGCCUUCGACAACUUCUCUGCUGUCGUGUCUGUGGAUGGGAGGCCUGUGCAACUCCAGCUCUGUGAUACAGCUGGCCAGGAUGAGUUUGACAAGCUCAGGCCUCUCUGCUACACAAACACAGACAUCUUCCUGCUAUGCUUCAGUGUUGUGAGCCCUUCAUCUUUCCAGAACGUGAGUGAGAAGUGGGUACCUGAGAUCCGGUGCCAUUGCCCCAAAGCCCCCAUCAUCCUAGUUGGAACACAGUCAGAUCUCAGAGAAGAUGUCAAAGUCCUCAUUGAAUUGGACAAAUGCAAAGAGAAGCCAGUACCUAAAGAGGCAGCAAAGUUGUGUGCCGAAGAAAUCAAAGCCUCCUCUUACAUAGAAUGUUCGGCUUUGACUCAGAAAAACCUCAAAGAAGUCUUUGACACAGCCAUCGUUGCUGGCAUUCAAUACUCGGACACUCAGCAACAGCCAAAGAAGUCCAAGAACAGGACUCCAGACAAAAUGAAAAACCUCUCCAAGUCCUGGUGGAAGAAAUACUGCUGUUUCGUAUAAUGCUGGCAAGAAACUCAGAAAAGCUAUUUUCCGAUGAAAUCAUUAUUAGAAGCUACAUUAGCUGAAAUGAUUCCUUUUACUGUGUAGAACUUGUAUGGAGAACAUGGGUGUAUAUUAUAAGAGGCAUUCUCAAUUUCUGUAUCCUUUCUUGCCUUUAAUUUUCUAGUUUGUUUGAGCUGGAGGUGAGAUACUUAUGCAAAAUAUUUUGAAAUAAGAAUUUCUCAUAACUCUGGAAAUUCAGAGUUCUACACCUCUGAAUUAAUGCACAUCUCACAUAAAGAAGACCUCAGAUCUAGAUGUCAGGAAUGACAUUUUGCUAUAGUACAAUGUACAGAACAAAUAGGG
Messenger RNA from Orycteropus afer afer, 1134 nucleotides. It is a transcript of the gene RHOU, whose product is annotated as ras homolog family member U. NCBI's taxonomy places the organism in Eukaryota, Metazoa, Chordata, Mammalia, Tubulidentata, Orycteropodidae. The record is from RefSeq and is a predicted model, not a curated record. Gene Ontology annotation, biological process: small GTPase-mediated signal transduction. Gene Ontology annotation, molecular function: GTPase activity; GTP binding.